ACCCAUAUAAAGGCGGGGCCGCGCGCAGGACCCAUAUAAAGGCGGGGCCGCGCGCAGGACCCAUAUAAAGGCGGGGCCGCGCGCAGGACCCAUAUAAAGGCGGGGCCGCGCGCAGGACCCAUAUAAAGGCGAGGGCGCGCACAGGACCGUCUCUUCGCUGCAGCCGCCGGUACGCGCGCUCACCAGACAAUGCAGGCCUCCCGACUUCUGCUCCUCGUCUUGGUGGUGGGGGCUACGUCCGAGCCUUCAGGGUCGGCCGAGGAGCUCUGUGAUCCCUCCGAUGUGGAGCACCGCUACCUCUCUGUGGGGGAGGCGUUGUACUACGUGCCCUUUUUUCAGAGGUCCACUGAAGAAUCCCAGAAACAGAAUCUCACCUGGACCAGGAGGACCAGGGACAAGGAGGAGGACGUCCCCACCGAGGAAAACCAGAGCUUGUACAGCCGCGGCAACGCGUUCUUCCUCUUCAGCGCCGAGCCCAAUGACUCGGGCUCGUACACCGCCACGGGUUACAGUCCAUCCGGGGAGCAGUUCGUCUAUUGUGCGGAAAUUGAGGUCUUGAAAGUCAAUGAUGAGAAGCUCCUCUACGGAAAAAUAGAGAACUCUGAUCAGAACAAAAGAAUCGAGUGUCCAGAACCGAUCAUUUUCACCUGUAAGCAGCUGAGAGGCGACUUCAGCUGGAGGAACGGUUCAAAGUCCAUCACAGACCAACACGGCAGCGAGCUGCGGAUUACUGCAGCCGGCGAAGCGGACGAGGGCGUGUACACGUGCGUCUGUAGCUGGACGCACGGCGGCGUGGAGUACAAGUCGCUGGGCUCCACGAGGCUGCAGCUCGGCGAAGGAACACAGCACCGAGACCCAGAGAUCAUCUUUCCGACCAACAAGCAGCAGUUUGCAGAGAAAGGCGUUGGGAUCAAGCUGAACUGCUCCAUUGCCUGUGGGUCCAACGUGGACCAAAAUGACUGCAGAGCGAACUGGCAUCGGGACGGCGUCCUGCUGUCCCAAGUCCCCGGAUACAUUCAGACCAUAGAAACAGUCCCGGAGGACCGUGCAAGGAACACCAUCUUUAAAGCCGUCCUGACCAUCGACAAAGUGUCCGCUGAGGACUUCAACGUUGUGUUUGUGUGCAAAGGAGCCGGCCGGUUCCAAUCGGUAAACGCCACUUUGACCCUGAAGCGACGAGAGUCUGUGAUCCCGCUGGUGGUCGGGGGGGUGUGCGCGUUGUUCCUCUGCGUCUUUGCCGCCGCGCUGGUCAAGUGGUUCGCCAUCGACAUCGUUCUCUUCUUCAGACCCUGUUUCCAGUUCAGCCGUUGCAACAAAGACGGGAGGAUGUUCGACGCCUACGUGGUUUACCAGACGCAGAGCGAGGACAAGGUCGCCGAGGUCGCGCUCACGCAGUUCAUCGCCCAGAUUCUGCCCUCCGUCCUGGAGGAAAAGUGCGGCUAUCGACUCUUCAUCCACGGGAGGGACGACACCCCGGGGGAAGACCGCCUGGAGCUGGUGGAGGGACGCAUGAAGCAGAGCAGGAGGCUGAUGGUCAUCCUCCCCCCGGGUUCGGGACCGGAGUCGGAGAGCGCCGUCUCUCUCCAGCCCCCCGUGAUAGGAGGGUACGACUGGCAGGUGGGGCUCCACCACGCGCUGCUGCAGAGAGAAAUGAGUGUGAUUCUGGUCCAGCUGGGGGACGUGGGACCGCGAGGAUACUCGCACCUUCCCGCCGGCCUGCAGCACCUGAUUCUUAAAAGCGCCCCCGUCAGGUGGCGUGAGGAGGCGCCGGGCGCCGCCUCCGGGAGCUCCCGCUUCUGGAAGAGGGUGAGGUACCUGAUGCCGGCCACACCCGCAAAACGGUGUCCGCCGUCCGCCGUCAUUGAACCCUGGCGAGCUCCCGCCGGCCUCCCCGGGCUGAUGCGUAAUGGAGCGUGUGCAAAAAGAGAGGCUCCAACUCAAUGUUUCUUCUUCUAAUACAGCCGUUUAUCAGCUACGGAUAAGAAAGGGUAAGAACAUAAUAAUUACUAAAAGACGCAUGUGGGGAUUUGGAGACGUACGGCUAUGGCGGAAAAUCACUGUCAAAAUUCAAGAGCGCAAAUCAGGUUGAUGUGCGUAAAUCAAACAUCAAAAGUCCGUCACGCGACAA
Messenger RNA from Gasterosteus aculeatus aculeatus (three-spined stickleback), 2128 nucleotides. Its product is annotated as interleukin-1 receptor-like 1. The record is from RefSeq and is a predicted model, not a curated record. Gene Ontology annotation, biological process: signal transduction. NCBI's taxonomy places the organism in Eukaryota, Metazoa, Chordata, Actinopteri, Perciformes, Gasterosteidae.